Ascochyta rabiei is the source of this 4698-nucleotide messenger RNA. RefSeq lists its product as uncharacterized. The record is from RefSeq and is a predicted model, not a curated record. Gene Ontology annotation, biological process: early endosome to Golgi transport; intra-Golgi vesicle-mediated transport. Lineage: Eukaryota; Fungi; Ascomycota; Dothideomycetes; Pleosporales; Didymellaceae. Gene Ontology annotation, cellular component: TRAPPII protein complex. The transcript has 5 exons. Bases 1 to 4698 code for a protein of 1565 amino acids.
AUGAGCGUAGUCGAGAAUGCUGCGCCAGCCUUAGGUGCCCCGGAAGAUGCCCCCAGGCCGAAGCAACACGAACCCACGGUGAUGGAUGGGCUGUCUAGCUCCAAGAUCACGGUCGAGUACCAUGAUCCUUCCGGCGUGUUUCCAUUGGUACAAGAGGACCUAGCUGCUCGACUGCCACUCCGGAAUCUGCAUUGGAAGGCACAUACCAGACCUCUGAGGUCGAUUGACUCCCUCCACGUGGAUCUUGUGCCAAGCCAAGAGACUGCACAAGACGCAGGUACCGCUCAAUCCACAUUGGCGCCUCCUGCACAAGGAGUGCCGAACCGUACCACGGAGGAGAUGAUGAGACCACAGGCCAAAGAGAAGGAAAGGCGACAUCAGAUUCCAGGCCUAAGACGGACUCCAUACUUAAAGGUAUAUCUCUUACGAUGCGAUGAUUCUGAGACCUAUAAAGGCACAGCACGCAAACAACUACGUGAGUGGAUGAAAGAUCACACGCCACCAGCUCAGAGCAGUUCGGCCAGCACACAAGAAAACCACGACGCCUACGAGUGGAUGAUCAUCCAUGUUGUUCUUCCCGACACUCCUGCAGCAAGUCAGCCGCGUGGAUCGGGAAGUGCGGCCAUUGGAGAGAAAGAGAAGGGUGGCACAGCCUCAGUCUUCAAACGAGCAUCGACUACUAUCCUCGAAAAGAUUCGCGCAGACUUUAACAUUGCUUCUAAAUCUGCGCCUGAUCGGAUUGCUCAAGUACGGCUGAAGAAAGAGAGGGUACCACCCCAGAUGUUGCCGGCUGCAGGCUCAGUCACAGCUCCGUCAGCUGCUGAGACUCAGCAAGAACACGAUGGUGCCUGGACUGAUGUUAUCACCAAGUUCAAAAUCUUGAUACUCUCUUCUUUCGACCUUCGUGUCAGCCAGUACGAGGAAGAUAUUCGCAAGAACGAUGCGCAGCGCUCCUUCCCAGGCUGGAACUUUAAUACGUUCUUCGUAUUGAAGGAAGGACUUGCGCGAGGAUUCGAAAGCGCAGGCCUUGUUGAUGAUGCGCUGCUUGGAUACGACGAACUAUCCAUUGGGCUUGAUACUGUUAUCCAAGACCAGACAAAUGAUGGUAGCGCGUUGCAGAUGCUCGGCCAUUCCGAGGAUCUGUAUGAGCAAGUGGUGAAAGUGUUAGAGCAGUCACAAGAAGAGCACAGCAACAGCGAAGAUUAUGUGCAUUUCCAUGAUGACAAGCCGAUAGACGCUCAAAAGAAAGACUAUCGAGGGCUCAUCCUAGCUAACAACAUCUCGAUAUUCGAGUUCAGGGUGUACAUCUUCGCACGUCAGAUGUCGAUUCUUCUCAGGAUGGGCAACUCACAAUCGGCUCGAGCAGACCUUGCGAACAAGCUUCAGCCACGGCCAAACGCCAGCGUCACACAAAAAUCAGUCGAUGACAGUCAUCUUGGGACAAGAUCGAGUGGCCAAGCAGUUGAUACUGAAGACCUGCUCUCGCUUGCUGAGCUCUGUACUCGAGCACUCAACUUCAUCACGUUUGCGGGUCGUCUGUUGCGAGAAGACCUGACCAAUGGUGCAAAAGCCCACGGAACCAUUCUGCCUGAGCAGUUGGUGGAUAACCUGGUGCGAUCAUGGACUUUUUCUGCCCUGGACCAAGUGUUGCGAGAAACCUCGACUUCGUCGCUGCCAUUCACAAAAUCUUUCAGCGACGUAACUACCGCGUCGUCCGGUAAAAGCCUAUCCUUCAGCGGUCGCAGCAAAGAACAGAAGAUGAGUGUUUUGGAACCCAAGUCAAUGAUGCACCCGUCCAGAUCUUCAUCUCGCUCAGGUUCGACAGAUCCUCCAUACCUCCAGCCAACCACAAGCGGCCAAGUAGUAUAUGAGAACGGACAGUACCAAGAUCGGCCAGCUUCAAAUCAGCCAAACACGAUUAACCAGUCAAAGAAUGGUCUUAUGGAUUUAGCUGGGCAACGAGCGCAGCUUAUUGGCAUCCAACGAAGACUGCUUGAGCACAUUGGAAAAACAUUAGGAUGGGCCGUCGGGUGGGCCGCUAUACUUCCAUCGCUCAGCCAAAGUGAGGAUUUUACUGAAGUACACCUUAACAGCGACGAGGAAGAGGACGAAGCAGUAGCAAAAGAAUCUGCAGAUGUCAAAGAUACUGAGGAACCCACUCGUGCCACCUCUGGUAUCUCUGCCACUGCCCUUAUCGGCGCCCUCACAUCGGUUGACCACUUCCGGCAAUUCUAUGAGACUCUCAGUGACCAGAUAUUUCAACAUUACAGAGCCGCUGGACAAGUCAAAUCUGCAGAAAGUGUCACAGGCGACUUAGCAGCCCUUCGAUACGAGCUCGGCGACUUCCGAGCGGCGGCCAUGUAUUUUGGUAGCAUGGCAGGUAUAACGAGCAAAGGCUCCCCAGAUGCUAGCCUUUCGCUUUAUGCCAAGAGCAGAUGGAACAGUGUUGUAGCCACUAUGUUGAAGAUGUACGCUCGCUGUCUGAAGAAGCUCAACCGUAAGGAUGAGUACAUUCGGACACUGCUUGAUCUUCUUGCAAGAUCUUCCGCAAGUAGGAUAUCUCUUAGCAGUUCAUCGAGGCGAGCGAGCGACGAUGACACCUCUUCCAUGCCGCAAAACUGGCUCAACGACGACAGAGUCGACACCGGUGGUGUGCUCAACGAGCUUGUUACUUACUCACAACAGCUCCCUUAUGAUGUGUCGGUCCAGAUGGCCGACUACUUCACCGAUGUCAUAGUUGAGCCAUACGUACGGCACUACGAAGACAAGGAUGGCUUUCAGCUCCGUCUCCAGUUCAGACACAUUCUCGAAGACGAAAUUGAAAUUCGCGCAGCUAAGAUUCGACUUGUCAGUGCCGACUCGACGACUGCCAAAGAUGUUUGGCUCAAAACUCCAGAAGCAAUGACAAUCAAGAGGGGCUUGACUCGCGUGUGGCUCGGAUGCAAUGUGAACACAGCUGGCCCCUACACUGUUGAUAAAAUUGUCUUUGAAGCGAAGCGCAUUGUUUUUGUUCACGAACCUGUCAGCAAGACAGAGGCUCCAACACCUCUUGGUAUCAUCGCUUCCGCAUCUGUAACUUCUUUAAAAGCUGCAAAGAAAGCCCGCAUCCAAUGCUUUUCCCGCGCCGAGGCGCUUGAGGCGCGUGUCUAUCUCUCUCACUUCAUACAUAUCGACAAGCCACGGCAUAUCGAGAUCACCUGCAACACCGGCGCGAACGAGAUCGAGCAUGCAGAGAUUCGACUUAAAUCCGCAUCAGCAGGUCUGCGCCUACGAACAGCCAAUGCGAGCGUAGAGUCGGAAGAGCUCACCAUCGAGGACAGCCAGAAGCCUGGAGUCAUUUCUAUCGGAGCUAUGACCGCCAAUUCUAGCGUUACGCUGAAGGUACCCUACGAUAUGGAGACAAUCCUCCAGGACCUCACGGUCAAGGCCGAGAUCGACUACUACACAACUAGCGGCCAAUUCCAGUACUUCUCGUCCUUUAUGAUUCCGGUCGACCUGCCACUAGAUGUCAACGUACACGACCACUUCAAGAGUAAAUCAUUGUUUUCAAAGUUCAACAUCAAAACUGCGAACCAGGUACCGCUGGAGCUACUAGACGUCGAGCUCGAAGGCUCGGAGGAGUUCAAUGUUCAUGCGCCGAGAAGGUCCAAGCAAACUACGCAUGUUUUCCCGAAACAGCCAGUAGCUGUCACGUACAAGAUCACGAAAAAAAGCAUCGAUGCUGAAGAGGGGAGACAAAGCCGACCCUCCAAAGCAGGUCACCUCGCUCUCAUGGUUGAAUAUCGCUGUCUGAAUGAAGACGUUCUCGAUCGCCUACGGGUGUUAUUUGCCAAUGCUGUCAAGGGCAGUGCUGUUGCUCGCCUGAGUCGGCUCUUAGUAGCAACUUUCAUCGAGCGAGCUGAGCGGAAGAUUAUACCAUAUCAGUACGAGAAGAUCGCUGUACUCGAGAAAGUCGACAUCGGUAUUUUCGAUGAAGCGGACUGGACAGAAUGUUUGGAUAGCUUACCGCACUCUGCACGCGAAGAAGCGAGAUCCUGGUUGCAGGACUGGUUAAAGGACCACAAAACUGUGCACCUGCCCAAGACCAAUUCGCCUACUUCACCACCUACCUCUGCUCCCCUCUCACCCCACCCACCUCGUCGCAUGGUCAUUACAGUCUCCAUCCCUCAAACCCACAUCUUACACACGACGUCUCUGAAUCUCACGUCACCCUCAUACAGUCCCAACAUCACCAUCGUUGGCCACCCUCUCCACGCAACCCUCCGUAUCUCGCACACUCGCCGCUGGGCCUCAUAUGCAUCGCUCAUUGCGGCAGCAAACCUCGAUUCGGCGGUUGAUCCCAUCGAGUUCGUCUACACGUUAGACGUAGCACCAGAUCAGUGGCUUGUGGCCGGCCAGCGACGCGCAUUGUUCACGGCUGUGGAGGACGAGGUGAAGGAGUUCGCGAUCAUGCUUAUUCCGCUGAAGGCCGGUAAUGUACUGUUGCCGAGUGUAGAUAUCAGGGCGAGGAUCAAGCCGAAGGAGAAAGACGAUGGGAAGGGCGGUGAAGAAGAGAUUUUGAGUUGCGAGACGGACUACUUGAGCUACGGAGAGAGCGUCAUGGUGGUUCCUGAUGUGAAGAGUAGCACGGUAGGGGUAGGAGAUAUGAGUUUGGGUAGUCCAAGGAGUGUCGUUUGGUUGGAAGGUGUGGGGCAGUAA